GCUCACGAGGGAUGAGCGCCAAAAAAAGAAGAAUCCGACUUCGAGGAAAUUAGGAAAUUAUUUCUCAAGAAAAUCUAUAUAGAUAAAAAUUGGAACAGACAAUAUCAUUCUUAGCAGACGAUUAGGGCGAAGAGAAAAGCAAGAGCCACCAGAGGCGGGAGAGAGGAAGGCAGCUGGCGAGCCGGGCAGUGCGUACUGGAGCAUCAGCAUCGACUCGCGCUCUCCGCUGUCAGCGCGCAAUCGGACUGUUUCCACGUCGCUUUAUUUAUAGCAUUUUUUUUUAUAUUUUAACAAGAUUGCUUCCUUAUUAUUUAUUUAUUUUUGAUUUUUACCUUGUGACUGAUUAUAGUGAAUUGACUUCAAUGAUGCAGCACCACAGGCAGUUCAUCUCACCUUUACUCAGCGGGGUUUUCUGCCAAUGCGAUUCUGCCGGAGCGAUCCCAAGCGCGGACCCUGGUGGUGGUGGUGGUGGUGGUGGUGGAGGUGGCGGCAGCGGUGCUGGUGUUGGUGGAAACGGCCGAUCGACGAGUUCUUCCAACUCUUCUCCACCCGCUACCCCACAGGAGACCUCCGAUCUGUCGGAACCUUGCGGCGGCGUAGUGUGCGGAGGACCGGACCAAGAGCAUCGUCUCAAAGUCCUCUUCCAAGUGCUGGAUGUGAAUAAAGACGGGGGCAUUUGCGUGAACGACCUGACCAUUGGACUCAAGAAGCUUGGGGUUCAUCGCACCGAGCACGAGUUGAGGAAAAUUGUUAAGGCUGGUGACAAAGAUCUUGAUGGCCAACUUGAUUUUGAAGAGUUUGUUCAUUAUCUCAGAGACCAUGAGAAGAAAUUGCGACUGGUCUUCAAGAGCCUGGACAAAAAAAAUGAUGGUCAUAUUGACUCACAAGAGAUUAUGCAGUCACUCCGGGAUCUUGGGGUACAUAUUUCUGAGCAGCAGGCAGAAAAAAUCCUGAAAAGAAUUAGGAAGGGUCAGUUCUGGGACCCUGUUGCUUACAUGGACAAAAAUGGGACAAUGACCAUUGACUGGAAUGAAUGGAGAGACUACCAUUUAUUACACCCGGCAGACAACAUUCCUGAAAUUAUCCUCUACUGGAAGCACUCCACGAUAUUUGAUGUGGGUGAAAGCUUGACUGUUCCAGAUGAGUUCACUGCUGAGGAGAAACAAACUGGAAUGUGGUGGCGGCACCUGGUGGCUGGAGGAGUAGCAGGAGCAGUAUCCCGGUCGUGCACUGCCCCACUUGACCGCUUGAAGGUGUUAAUGCAGGUUCAUGGCUCCAGAAGCAACAAGAUGUGUGUUAUGGGUGGAUUUGCUCAGAUGAUUCGUGAAGGUGGCAUAAGAUCUCUCUGGAGAGGGAAUGGGAUUAAUGUUAUCAAAAUUGCCCCUGAAUCUGCCAUAAAGUUCAUGGCCUACGAGCAGAUCAAACGUUUAAUAGGCAGCAAUCAAGAGACUCUGGGAAUACUGGAAAGAUUCGUAGCUGGCUCCUUGGCAGGAGCAAUUGCACAGAGCAGCAUUUACCCAAUGGAGGUGCUGAAGACUAGACUUGCAUUGCGAAGGACUGGUCAGUAUUCUGGAAUUGCAAAUUGUGCAAAGCACAUUUUCCAGAAAGAAGGCCUUAAGGCUUUCUACAAGGGCUACAUUCCAAACAUGCUUGGGAUCAUCCCCUAUGCUGGUAUUGACCUAGCUGUGUAUGAGACUUUGAAAAACUCUUGGCUACAGCGUUAUGCCACAAAUAGUGCUGAUCCUGGAGUUUUUGUCCUCCUUGCCUGUGGUACCAUCUCAAGCUCUUGCGGACAGCUUGCCAGCUACCCCUUAGCAUUGGUCAGAACACGAAUGCAAGCACAAGCCUCUGUAGAAGGAGCCCCUCAGAUGUCAAUGUCUAGACUUUUUGGACACAUUUUAAGGACUGAAGGAGCUUAUGGGCUAUAUCGAGGCCUGGCACCUAACUUUAUGAAGGUCAUACCAGCUGUCAGCAUCAGUUACGUCGUGUAUGAGAAUCUGAAAAUGACCCUAGGAGUCCAAUCUCAUUGAAAAGAAGAAAGUGGCAGUCGAGGAACUUUACAUUAGGACACAAUGAAUCUUGGGUAACAAGGCCUGGGAUUUUGCAGUUGCCUCAUUCUGUGAAUGGUUGAAACACUAGAAAAGAAGUGAAUUAAACUGUCUGAACAAGUAUCACUGUGAGACUGAGAGGACAGUGGGGGCUCUGAGUGCCUGCCUGCAACACCAGAAAGGUGUAUAACUGCAGUUAAUACACACUUGCUCAAUAAUUGCACAUGCCGAGACCAGAGAUUUUGUUUGGAGGAGAGGGACCAGUUUCUGUUUUCAGUGGUCACUUCUGUGUCCAGUGCUUUGUGUUUAGCUGCUUUUCAACACCAUUGAGCUUCAAGAUGCAGAAAAGAGGCACCUUGUCCUAAGGAUUACAAAGAAGCUAACAACCCCCACUUCACUCUUUAAGCAAUUAUUGCACCUAUGGUGGGAUGCUGACAGCUGAAACUCCACCUGCACGGUUUAAAAGAGAACCAAAUCACACUUGAAAGGGCUUGGUCUUAAGUUAACAAUGUGUUUUGUUGUUUUUCAUUGCACACUAAAAUCCUGUGAUCCUAACAAGUUUGAAGUUCAGCCUUUGGCGGGAUUGGUUUAUUUUAUUGUCUAUUUAUUGUUUACACUGUCUUUUUUUAUUUAUUUGAUUAGUUUAAUUCUAAUCUUUUUUUGGCAAAAGAACCAAACCUCUGAAGACAGGAUAGAAAACCUGACACCCACAUUAGCUGUGUGGUGACUCAUUUUGUUUUUUAGCCGUUUCCUUUUUUUUUUUAUCCUUGCAGGUGAGAAAUUACUAGUGUCUUAAAAUGUCUGAUCUGUGCAAAAUAGGGAUGUUGAAAUGUAUAAUUUAUUUUUAUAUAUGCAUAUAUAUAUAUAUAUAUCUUGCAUCGCUAACCAGAUUUAUUUAUUUAUAGUAUCCAGUUAAGAAAAACUAAAAGUAUGUCAGUUGGUCCUGUAUGAUUGCAUACUUGCAUGUUGAAAUGUAUGUUUAAUUAUCGUCCCUCCCAAAUGACUUUUCUUCUGUUUAACAUUUCAGAUGAUAAUGAUGAUAGUUAGGAACUCCCCCCUGCCCUCUCCCUUUAGUGGGUGUGUGUCUCUCGUGUUUGGUUUUUUUUUUGUUUUUUUUUUGUCUUGUUUUGUAAGUGCAGUGGUUAUAAAAUGUGAAGUCUGGUUGCUAGGAGCUUGCACUGUGAAAAUGACACUUACAGCACAGUCACUUUUACUUAUCAAAUGGUAGUUUUUGUAUCUCUAUCCCUAGACCCCCUCCCAACAACAAAGUUUUGUUACAUAAAACGUCCAACCAGAUUCACAGGCCAUCUGUAUUUAAAAGUAAAUAUUGUUGGAUUUUGAAUUCCGCAUGACUGUUUAAAAAAAAAAAAAAAAAAAAUGUAUUUUUUAGGUUUGAAAUGAUUAAAUAAUAAAAUGGAUUUUUUAAAAAUAUAUCUAUAGAUGUUAAUGUAGAAAAAUGCAUUCAAGAGAAAUACUGCUUUAAUAUUAAAUAUAACCAUACUGCCUAUUCUGUUAGUCAUUAUUACAUCUUGUCCAGUUCUCAUUCUGCCAUGAAUUUUGAUUUUGAUUGACACUGAUAUCAUUAAUACAGUCAACAACCUACAACCUAUUGACUUCACAACCUUUAUAGGAGAACAUGAGAGGAUCUUUCAUCUUCAUAUUAGAGGAGUGCAGUUAUUUGAUAAAAGUCUAAACAAUGAUAUCCAGUUAUUUCCUUUUUUUUGCUCAUUUUUAGCCCUGAUGGUUUGUUUUAUUUUUAAAUUAAUCUAACCAGCGACCUUUUCAAUGCCAGUGACGUUCACAUCUGAAUCUAUAUCUGAACUUUUUUCCUCCUGAUAUAUAUAUAAUAUUUUUUUAAUCUGAGUAAAAGUACAAACCACUAACAAUGACUAAGAUAUACAUUAAUACAAAUGCAUCAAAGCAUUUGAAACGGGAAACACCCACAAUGCUAUUUGUCCAUAUGCACUUACAUAUUUAGUAUUAAUAAGAUGCUCCUGCAUUGAAUGUUGAAAUGAGUGUUUUGUGCCUAAAUUGACCUUAAUACAGGAAUGCUGCUGCUAAUCUAAGCAUAGAUAAAACAUGUAUGUACUCUGUAUGAUAGACCUGAAUAUUCCCACUUUAUUUUCAGCAUUGAAAAUCUUAGCGUUGGUGUUUUGCUGCAUUUUUUUGUCCAUUUAAGAAUGUGAAUAAGUGUUAAUUCUUAUGAACGGACCAUGAUAGUGUCAAAUGUAUUAAAAGGAAAAAUUCUGUGUUGUGUUUUGCCUGUUAGGUUAACCUAUGCAUAUUUACGAAGAUUAUUCCAAUCAAAUUUCUUUACUAAUAUACUGCUGCAAAACAAAAAAGAAAGCAACCAUAGUUUUUGUAUUUGUAAGGAGGAGUAACAUCUUGCUUAGUAGGCAGUGUAUAUGUGUGUUUGAAGCUUAUGGGGGGGGGGUGGGGGGGGGUUGGCGGCACUGCCAUUUUUUUUUAAUUGAUUUGCAAAGUUCAAAGGGAGCAAAGAUCAAUGCAACAUGUUAUUGUCGAGAAUACAGUUGAUUAAGAUGGAAUAUCAUGUCGAUGAAUGUACCUGAUGGCUUGAUUGUUGACAUUGGAAACCUGCUCAAUAAAAGACUUCUUGUGGAUCAAUAAA
Molecule: messenger RNA, 4677 nt
Organism: Erpetoichthys calabaricus (reedfish)
Lineage: Eukaryota; Metazoa; Chordata; Cladistia; Polypteriformes; Polypteridae
Product: calcium-binding mitochondrial carrier protein SCaMC-2-B
Exons: 11
Coding region: 363-2030 (555 amino acids)
Biological process (GO): transmembrane transport
Cellular component (GO): mitochondrial inner membrane
Molecular function (GO): ATP transmembrane transporter activity; calcium ion binding
Source: RefSeq, a predicted model, not a curated record